Salvia miltiorrhiza (redroot sage) is the source of this 2364-nucleotide messenger RNA. RefSeq lists its product as uncharacterized. Bases 1 to 2364 code for a protein of 787 amino acids. Lineage: Eukaryota; Viridiplantae; Streptophyta; Magnoliopsida; Lamiales; Lamiaceae. The transcript has 3 exons. The record is from RefSeq and is a predicted model, not a curated record.
AUGGAAACCAAACUUUUAUUUGUGGAAUGGAAUCCUAUACUACCUCAAAUUGGCUACACAAAGUUUGUUGCGGUGGACUGUGAUUGUGCGACGGGGGGUCACAAAGGUGGUUUAUGUAUACUCUGGGCUGAUGAUAUUAAACUCGACGUCAAGUCAUCCUCUUUGCACCAUAUACUUGCAUCGAUUGAUGAUGGAAUUCAUGAGCCUUGGGAUUUUUGUGGAUUGUAUGGGUGGAGUAAUACGGAAGAGCACUCUCUUACUUGGGAUCUUAUGCGCGUUUUAAAAACACAGGUGUUGGAAAGAUGGAUUUGUGGGGGUGACUUCAACGAAACUAUGUAUCACUUUGAGAAACGAGGCGGUCAAAUAAAACCUGAUCUUCGGUUGGUGAGAUUUCGUGAUGUGGUGGAAGAAUGUGGGCUGAGUGAUUUGGGUUUUGUUGGCAACCCCUUCACAUGGAAUAAUAAUCAGGUUGGGGAGGCUAAUAUUAUGGAAAGAUUAGACCGAGUCUUGGGCAGUGACAGUUGGAUACACCUCUUCCCAUCGUUUGAGGUCUCGCACCUCCUCAGGAAGUCCAGCGACCACUGCCCUGUUGUGCUUUGCCUGGAGAAGAUUUGCGAUGAAAGGUCUUUUCGUCCAAAGCCUUUUCGCUUUGAGGCUAUGUGGUUGAAACAUGAGAGCUUUAAGGAAACUUGCGAAAGAUUGUGGGAGUCGGGAGGCGUGGUGAAGACAGCUGAGGAGGUUAAGAAAAAGAUCGAUGAUAUAGGCUACGCGCUUAAGCUUUGGGAAAAAAUGAAUUUGGAAAUGUUAAAGUCAGAUGCUCUGAGAUUAGAAAAGAGAUGGAUGAACUUCAAAAUGCUUGUUUCGAUGAGGAGAACAGGGACGCACAAAAAAAAACUUGAGGAUGAGCUAGAUGAACUCUCGAAAAAAGAGGAAUUGAUGUGGAAGCAAAGGUCUAAGGCUGACUGGUUGGCGGAAGGGGAUCGAAACACUGGUUUCUUUCAUAAAGUUGCAGAGGGGAGGAAAAAACGGAAUCAUAUUAGGGAAAUUAAAUGUGUGGAUGGGACGACGACUCAGAAUUUUGAGAAGAUGAAUGAGAUUUUUAGGGAUCACUUUCAGACGCUCUUCUCUCCUGGACAAACUCAUAACCCGUCUGAAGUUCUCCGUUCCAUUGAUUCGGUGGUCACUGAGGAGAUGAACAGAGAGUUAACACGCCCAUACACCACUGCAGAGAUCGUUGCUGCUCUAAAGCAAAUGCACCCCUUAAAGGCCCCUGGGCCGAUGAUUGUGUCCAAAGUAAUUACUAAUCGUCUCAAAGUUUGCCUACAUUCUAUUAUUCAUGAGAGCCAGUCUGCUUUUGUCCCGGGUCGUCAUAUUACGGAUAACGCUUUACUUGCUUUUGAAAUCUUCCAUAUGAUGAAACUGAAUAAAGCAAAUUCUAAGGGUGUCUUCGCUUUUAAGCUUGAUAUGGCAAAAGCUUACGACCGGGUUGAGUGGAAUUUUUCGGAGUCUAUCAUGCUGCAUUUGGGGUUCUGUUCUUCUUUUGUUCGUUUGAUCUUACGGUGUGUUUCGACUGUUUCAUUUCGUGUUCUUGUUAAUGGCUGUCCAGGAACUUCUUUCGAGCCGGGACGUGGUCUGAGGCAAGGUGAUCCGUUGUCCCCAUUCCUAUUCUUGUUUUGCGCUGAGGCUCUUUCGGGUUUACUUCGGAAGGCAGAAACUCAAAAUCUCCUGCAUGGAGCGCGGAUAUGUAGAACGGCUCCGAGAGUGUCCCAUCUUUUAUUUGCGAACGAUUGCAUAAUUUUUGGGAGGAGGAAGGCUUCAGAAGUUGAAGAAGUGAAAAAGAUUAUCAACUCUUACGAAGGAGUCUCUGGGCAGUUGGUGAAUCUGGAUAAGUCUUCUAUUUCGUUUAGCAGUGGUAUUCUCGAAGGUCUCCAGAUUGAGCUUGCAAGCAUUUUGGGCGUUGUGAGGUCGGGUCAGCGCUCCACGUAUUUGGGAAUACCUUGCACGGUUGGACGAUCCAAAAGCGAGAUUUUUCAGAUGUUGGUUGAUAGGACACGAAAGAAGUCAAAAGAUUGGAAGAGGAGAUACAUGUCCGGUGCGGGGAAAAUGGCAAGGUACUUCCCGAGAAAUGAUUUGCUUAUGGCUAACAAUGCUCAUAACCCAUCUUAUGCAUGGAAAAGCUUGUUGGCAGGGCAUGAUUUAAUUGAGAAAGGCAUUGCUUGGAGAUUAGGAAAUGGUAAUCGAAUCAGGAUUGGUAAAGAUUGUUGGUUGCCUAAUGGGAAAGGGCAGUUCACUCCGGCAAGAGUGGGAGAUAGUGCAGCAAACUUAAGAGUAAGGGACCUGAUAGAGAGUGACGAAUAUUGUUAG